GUAGUUUCUCUACACAUAUCACUAUAUAUAAAACUCCUCUUUCUGUUUGUUCUUAUAUUUGUAUCAUUCAAGUUUGUAUAUUAAACUUACAAACCCCUCGUGCACUAGAGAUUUUGUGUGAAAAUGAUUGAGUGCAACCAGAACCCACCCCUCGUCCAAGACUUGGCUCAACUUCUGAACCAGUCUCGCGACCCGGUUGAUAUAAAACGGCUCAUGAACCAUGAGCCGGGGUUGGAAGAAUGGGAGCUUCCGCUUGUGGACCUUUGCGGGUUGUCGAGCGAGAAUGAGGAAGAAAGGGUGUCUUGUGCUUCUGAGAUAUGUAAAGCUUCAUCUGAAUUGGGAUUCUUUCAGAUUGUUAACCAUGGAAUAAGUCUAGAUCUUCUUAGGAACAUGAGAAAGGAGCAAGUGAAGCUGUUUAAGGUGCCGUUUGAACAGAAAACAUCGUCCGGGCUUCUUGAUAACUCGUAUAGGUGGGGAAACCGAACCGCAACAUGUCCCAAACAGUUAUCAUGGUGUGAAGCUUUCCAUGUUCCUCUUUCCAAGAUAUCUGAUCACACUUGCUAUGGAGAAUUCAACUCUUUGAGGGAAGUAAUGCAAGAAUACGCAAAUGCAAUGCAAGAACUUGCAAAGUCAAUAGCGGGAGUGCUCGUGGCGAAUAUGGGCGCGCAACGAGGGGGAUGGGAAGAUAACUGUAACGCAAGCACGUGUUUCAUGAGGCUGAAUCGAUACCCGCCAUGCCCCAUCUCUCCAGAGCUUUUCGGACUUGUGCCCCACACGGAUAGCGAUUUCCUCACAAUUUUGCACCAAGAUGAACACGUUGGUGGGCUUCAGCUCAUGAAAGAUUCCAAAUGGGUGGCCGUUAAACCUAACCCGGAUGCCCUUGUUGUUAACAUUGGUGACCUUUUUCAGGCAUGGAGCAAUGAUGUUUACAAGAGUGUGGAGCACAAAGUAAUGGUAAAUCAGGAAGUGGAAAGACACUCUAUAGCUUACUUCUUGUGCCCUUCUUAUGAAGCGUUUAUCGGUUGUUACGAUGAAGAAAAUUCGAUUUACAAAAGAUUCACAUUUGGAGAGUAUCGAAGCCAAAUUCAAAAGGAUGUUAAAGCCUCAGGUCAUAAGGUUGGCCUUCCAAGAUUUCUUGUUUCUACAUGAGACAUAUGGAUGGUGAGAGCUGAGGAACUUGUUGCUAAAAAUUUAGUAGAGUGAUUUCACAUAACCAAUUCAAUAGUGAAAUUUUGUUAUGAUGAAAAUUCUACCUCGUAGUGCACCAUUUGAA
Molecule: messenger RNA, 1273 nt
Organism: Helianthus annuus (common sunflower)
Lineage: Eukaryota; Viridiplantae; Streptophyta; Magnoliopsida; Asterales; Asteraceae
Product: gibberellin 2-beta-dioxygenase 8
Exons: 3
Coding region: 124-1149 (341 amino acids)
Molecular function (GO): dioxygenase activity
Source: RefSeq, a predicted model, not a curated record